Molecule: messenger RNA, 1611 nt
Organism: Stylophora pistillata
Lineage: Eukaryota; Metazoa; Cnidaria; Anthozoa; Scleractinia; Pocilloporidae
Source: RefSeq, a predicted model, not a curated record
GAUAUUACAUCCGCGAAAAAUUGGACCUUGACAGCUUCUUGCUGUGUAGAAAUUUCAAGGAUUAUAAAUGCUAAAGUUUCAUUUGCUUUCUUGCAGAGUACGUGCCAAGGCCAAAGUGUGUGUAGCAAUGGCAUGGCAAGUGUCAUGUGCUCCAUCAGAUGUGGUGAAAGGUAUUUUCGACAAAGUCAUUGGAGGAUUCAAUCCUUUCUGCACGGGUGACAGAGAUCCUUGGUCAACGAAAAUCGAUAGUUGUGCUCCCUAUAGAAUACCUUAUCGUGAACCCGUAUGUCAGGAUUGUAAAUGCAACAGGUCUGGCGAUGGGCGAGGAAACCAAAAAGCUUUAGACGAUGACGAAGAACUGUCGGGAGGACUUAUCGGAUUCAUUGUUUGCAUAGCAGUCAUUGUUUGCAUUAUUGGUCUUAUAACUUGCUAUCUCAAAUUUCGCCGUUGUAUUGAAGACUUGCCUGAUAGAGCAGAAGUUCCUUAGGAGUCUACCGAACCUCCACGUGACAGAGUAUACGAGGAAUUGCCCGGAACCCGCCAGUAGUUCCCGUAGUUAAAAUGACAUGUGAGCUUUCAUUUCGUUAUGUAACGAUUGGAUUUUAAGUUCGAGUUUUUCUGCUAGCGCUAAAAAUAUAUAAAACUCAACGUAGAAACUAUGAAACCAUGCUAAGCUCAGCAAAGCGUAGACAUUAUGGCCUGCAUUCUUUCCAAUCCACUCCAACAGAAAAAGUCCACUUUGUGUCUACUGACUGCUUACCUGCUUGCAAUGCGGAAAGAAAAUCCUACUAGUGACACAAUUCGAGGUAAAGUAAAGGAAAUUUUUCUGUAAUAGCAGAUAGUAUGAGCUACUGUGGCCAAAACGUGCCACGACAAUUUCAUUUUAAUCACGGCAAUUUCAGUUUAACCACGGCAAUUUCAAUUUGACCACGGCAACUUCAAGUUAACCACGGCAAUUUCAAUUUGAUCACGGCCACUUCAAUUCAGCUAAGGCAAUUUCAAUUUGAUUACGGCAACUUUACUUUCACCAAGGCAAUUUUCAAUUUUUGAGCGCGGCAAUUUCAAUUUGAUUCAUGGCUCGAGUUGUCUCGCGACGCAGUCAGGGGAAAUUUUAAAUAGAAACUAGUGAGCAGCACUUCUGCGAACAUUAGUUGUAGAACUUCUUAAUUUCCGACGCGUUUCGUCCAACUGUCGUUGACUUCUUCAGGGAGUUUUGCAAGUAUAAAUAAUAUUAUAGUUUAUUUUUGGAAAAUUAAUUGCCGUGGUCAACUUGAAAUUAAUAUUGCCGUGGUUAAAUUGAAGUUGCCGUGAUCAAAUUGAAAUUGCCGUGAUCAAAUUGAAAUUGCAUGGCAUUUUUGGGCAGCCGUCAUGGGCGUACUUGGCGGGAGAAACCUUCGAACGUUGUCCCGCUCCUAACUUCGAAGCAUGGAAACUAGUCAACGGCGCAAAGGUUGCUGGGAGGAUUAAAAUGGCGGAGACUAUAGCCAGUUAUCAGCUUGGAGAAUUUGGUCGUGAUUCGUUAGUUUCUGGACAAUUGUAAGGUACAAUGAAUGCUUUUAAACCUGUAAUACUACCACCAGGCUAAAAAUAAAACUUGAAUGCUUGAACUGA